Messenger RNA from Habropoda laboriosa, 581 nucleotides. RefSeq names its product enhancer of rudimentary homolog (gene e(r)). Lineage: Eukaryota; Metazoa; Arthropoda; Insecta; Hymenoptera; Apidae. The coding region runs from base 179 to 490 and encodes 103 amino acids. The record is from RefSeq and is a predicted model, not a curated record. The transcript is spliced from 3 exons.
UGUAUCAAGUGGUACUAUCGAAAACUCUGGAGCUUAAAUUUUCACACUGGUUUUCCGAGGAGGAUUUCAACGUUUUAUGCUUUUAUUACACCGUAUUAAGUGCAAAGGAAACGUUUCAAAUUGUAAAAGAAGUUAAACUCCACUAACCUAGUGGAUUGUUUUUAAAUCAAAAGCAGAAAUGUCUCACACAAUAUUACUUGUUCAACCAGGCAAUAGACCUGAAACAAGAACAUAUUCUGAUUAUGAAAGUGUUAAUGAGUGUAUGGAAGGAGUAUGCAAAAUUUAUGAAGAGCAUUUAAAAAGGCGAAACCCAAAUACACCAACUAUAACGUAUGAUAUCAGCCAGUUAUUUGAUUUUGUUGAUCAACUUACAGACUUAUCAUGUCUUGUUUAUCAAAAGUCUACAAAUACGUAUGCUCCAUACAAUAAAGAUUGGAUUAAAGAAAAGAUAUAUGUUUUACUACGCAGAGCUGCAGGACAUAGUGAAUAACUAAUGAAUAAAAAUAGAUAUAUGCUUUUAUGUAUAAGACAAAUUAACUUUAAGUAAAGAUCUAUAUUACCAUUUGUAAUAAUAAAUAUAU